Candida albicans SC5314 is the source of this 999-nucleotide messenger RNA. Its product is annotated as L-serine/L-threonine ammonia-lyase. Gene Ontology annotation, molecular function: pyridoxal phosphate binding; threonine deaminase activity; L-serine ammonia-lyase activity. The record is from RefSeq and is a predicted model, not a curated record. Gene Ontology annotation, biological process: L-serine catabolic process; L-threonine catabolic process. The coding region runs from base 1 to 999 and encodes 332 amino acids. NCBI's taxonomy places the organism in Eukaryota, Fungi, Ascomycota, Pichiomycetes, Serinales, Debaryomycetaceae. The transcript has a single exon.
AUGAAAGAGCCUUCCAUCACUACUACCUUUGUUGAGGUUACAGACAAACUUCCUACAAAGCCUCCGUGCAGGGUGUUUUUCAAGAAUGAGUAUGAGCAGCCCUCCGGCAGUUUCAAAUUAAGAGGCAUGGGACACUUGGUUGGCCAGUCUAUAGAUGUGGCCAGAAAACUUGGCAAAUCGAACGUAGCAGUUUUUUCGUCAUCUGGUGGUAAUGCAGGAUUAGCAGCUGCUUAUGCCAGCCAGUUUUUUGGAGUAUCGUGCACUGUGGUGUUGCCUGAAAGUUCGAAGCCAACUGUUAUAGAAAAGUUGAAAUCCUUGGGUGCAGAUGUCAUUAUUCAUGGGAAACAUUGGGGAGAGGCCGAUAACUAUUUAACUGAUUUUGUUAUUAAAAAUCUUGACAAAACAGUCUAUCCGGUCUAUUGUCACCCUUUUGAUGACCCAUUGUUGUGGGAGGGUCAUAGUAAGAUCAUCACGGAAAUCAUCGAUCAAAAGCAAUUACCCAACUUUGAUAAAGUUAAGGGGGUCAUUUGUUCGGUAGGAGGGGGUGGCUUAUACAACGGAAUAGUUGAAGGUUUGGAAAAUCAUAAGGAGAUACCAGUGUUGGCAAUUGAAACUAAACAAGCGGCCACGUUUCACGAGGCGGUCAAAGAAGGUAAAGUUGUUCAUUUACAAAAAGUGCAAACUUUGGCCACUUCUUUGGCUUCGCCGUACCUUUCUUCCAAGGCAUUAGCAAACUAUAUUGAGCGUCCUACAGUUCUUGCUGAAAUUGAUGACUUGGACGCUGUUAAAGGUGUUGUUGAUGUAUACGACCAUUUCGGAUAUAUGGUUGAGCCUGCAUGUGGUGCAUCCGUUGCAUCAGUGAUGCACAGGCAAGAUUUAUUGAAUAAAUUUGGUACAUUAAGUCCAGAUGAUAUUAUCAUUGUUGUCAUAUGUGGUGGAUCGGCUAUCAACAAGUAUAUUAUAGACGAAUAUAGAAGUUUAUUAGAAAAAGACUCUUGA